AUGGCACACAACGCGAACUUGAAGAUUGUCUUUGGGGCAAUGACAUUCGGUAAACCGAACACUCUGGGUGCCCGUGUUCACGAGAAGGAAGACGCAGCUCUUAUUCUGGAUACCUUCCAAAGCCACGGAUACAAAGAAGUUGACACCGCCCGAAUAUACGGUACUGGUUCCUGCGAAGAAAUGCUUGGCUCCUUGUCAUGGCAAGAACGAGGGCUCGUCAUGGACACCAAGCUUUAUCCAAACUCGGAAGGAAAAUGGGAUCUCGAAGAUUCAUACACGCACAAGCCAGAGGAUAUCCGCCGGGGAGUGACAGCUAGCCUGAAAGCUCUGAAGAGCGAACAAGUUGACCUGUUCUAUCUGCAUGCGCCCGAUCGCAAAAACUCAUUCGAAGACACUCUCCGAGAAGUCAAUCGUCUCUACGAAGAAGGGCGGUUCAAGCGUCUCGGACUGAGCAACUUUAUGUCCUGGGAGGUUGCGCAGGUAUGCGAGAUCUGCAAGAAGAAUGGAUGGAUCAUGCCCUCGGUUUAUCAGGGAAUUUACCAUGCUCUUCAGCGGAGUAUCGAAGGUGAAUUGAUUCCCUGCCUUCGCAAGUACAACAUAUCGCUCUAUGCAUUCCAACCUUUGGCUGGAGGACUACUCACUGGUCGAUACAAACGCGAGCAAACCGAGUUUGAGGAGGGCUCUCGAUUCGAUCCAAAAAUCCUUCAAGGAACUGUCCACCGAAACCGGUACUGGAAUGAUGUUUAUUUCGACGCUAUUGAGCUCAUUCAUGCUGCUGCGACGAAGCAUGGGUUGACAGAUGGAGAAGUGGCGUUGAGGUGGCUGAAAUUUCAUUCUCAACUGAACGAAGAUUUACAGGAUGCCAUCCUUGUCGGUGCAAGCAGUGUCAAACACCUGGAGACAAAUUUAUCUGAUCUGGAGAAGACCUCUUUGCCAGAAGAAGUUGUCCAGGCUCUUGAAGAAGCUUGGCUGAUGGUGAAGGGAGUUGCGCCUAAGUAUUGGCAUUAG
Molecule: messenger RNA, 1008 nt
Organism: Penicillium manginii
Lineage: Eukaryota; Fungi; Ascomycota; Eurotiomycetes; Eurotiales; Aspergillaceae
Product: aldo/keto reductase family protein
Exons: 2
Coding region: 1-1008 (335 amino acids)
Molecular function (GO): oxidoreductase activity
Source: RefSeq, a predicted model, not a curated record